This is a messenger RNA of Ostreococcus lucimarinus CCE9901, 345 nucleotides long. RefSeq lists its product with no specific name. Gene Ontology annotation, biological process: fatty acid biosynthetic process. Lineage: Eukaryota; Viridiplantae; Chlorophyta; Mamiellophyceae; Mamiellales; Bathycoccaceae. The transcript has a single exon. Gene Ontology annotation, cellular component: mitochondrion. Gene Ontology annotation, molecular function: acyl binding; acyl carrier activity. The coding region runs from base 1 to 345 and encodes 114 amino acids. The record is from RefSeq and is a predicted model, not a curated record.
AUGGACGAUCGAUCAACCCUACGCGUCGAGACUGACGAUGGAAACGCGGGGCGCGCGACGACGCAGAGCGCGUGCCGGGCGUACGGCGCGGGAUUUUUGAACGAGGACGAAGUCACGGCGCGCGUGGUGAGCGUGGUGAAGAACUUCGCAAAGGUGGACGCGAGCAAGGUGACGGCGACGUCGGCGUUCGCGGGCGAUCUCGGGCUGGAUUCGUUGGACACCGUGGAGGUGGUCAUGGCGAUGGAGGAGGAAUUCGCGGUGGAGAUCCCGGACGCGGAGGCGGAUAAGAUACAGUCGAUUCCGGAGGCGGUGAGUUAUUUGGCCGCCAACCCGAACGCGAAGUAG